AACAUAAGGUAAUUAUUGUUGGUCUGGAUAAUGCUGGAAAGACAACAAUUUUGUAUCAGUUUUUGAUGAAUGAAGUUGUCCACACCUCUCCUACUAUUGGUAGCAAUGUUGAAGAAAUUGUUUGUAAGAAAACGCGUUUUGUAAUGUGGGACAUAGGUGGACAAGAUUCAUUACGAUCAUCAUGGACCACAUACUAUGCAAACUGCGAUUUUGUCAUAUUGGUUGUGGAUAGUACAGACAGAGAAAGACUACAUAUAUCGAAGAAUGAACUUUACACAAUGCUUCAAAAUGAGGAUCUCAAAAAAUCAAGGUUGUUGGUACUUGCAAACAAACAAGACAUUAAAGGGAGGAUGUCCGCAGCUGAAAUUUCAGAACAACUUAAACUAACCUCAUUGAAGGAUCACACAUGGCAAAUACAAGCAUGCUGUGCUCUUACUGGAGAAGGGUUGUCUCAAUGUCUUGAAUGGAUGCUGACGCAAACUGGAAGAUAACAACAACUGUAAAGUGGCUUGUGGUUUCAGCUGGCCCAAGGAGUUUUAAUAAAUGUUAGCCUACUGAAUGGCAUAGGGAGAACUGUAGGAUUUAGUCGUUUAAAAUGGGUACAAAGUCUUUGAGUCAUUGCCAUAUAUUUUAUAGUUUACUUGCAUUGUUUGACCAAACGCCUUUCUUUAAAAGUAUGUUAAAUGAUUGUUGUAAUUUUAUUUCACUAUCUUUUACUCUUAAAUAAUAAAAAACUAUUUUAGAAUAUAAUGCUCCUAGGUGUUGUAACGAAUUGUUAACAAUAUUUCACCUAAAAAUAUAUUUAAUCACGUAAAGAUACGAUGUAACUGUUAUAAAUUCUGUGUUGUUGGGCACGAAGUUGCCUUAAAGAA
Molecule: messenger RNA, 872 nt
Organism: Ciona intestinalis (vase tunicate)
Lineage: Eukaryota; Metazoa; Chordata; Ascidiacea; Phlebobranchia; Cionidae
Source: RefSeq, a predicted model, not a curated record